Molecule: messenger RNA, 2658 nt
Organism: Exophiala viscosa
Lineage: Eukaryota; Fungi; Ascomycota; Eurotiomycetes; Chaetothyriales; Herpotrichiellaceae
Product: cation transport protein-domain-containing protein
Exons: 4
Coding region: 216-2558 (780 amino acids)
Biological process (GO): potassium ion import across plasma membrane; intracellular potassium ion homeostasis
Cellular component (GO): plasma membrane
Molecular function (GO): high-affinity potassium ion transmembrane transporter activity
Source: RefSeq, a predicted model, not a curated record
CGACACUCAUUCCAUUACGCGACAUUCCGACCAUGAAGCCGUAGCGAGCAUCUGCAAGACUAUGCGCAACGACCGUUCUCCGGAUCUUCAUCCGGGCUUGCUGUAACGGCGCAGCCUGUUCUCACCCACCACGAAGGGGGAGUACGACUUCUACACCGGCAUUCCAAAAGGGCCAUUGAGGUUUUGAUACCAAACCAGCAUCCUGAACGACCAAUAUGCCAACACAUCCCAAGAUGCCACGUCACAGGCCGAGAUUCUCGUUCGUCGACAUUCAGACCAUGCUGGAAAAUGUUUCCUUCAUCCACCUGCACUAUUUCUAUUUCUGUGCCACUUGCAUGUUGGCGAGCAUCGUAUUCUGGGGUUCUUCUACACCAGCAAAAUCCGUUCGUUACAUUGACAGCCUAUAUCUCUGCAUUUCUGCCAUGACUGAAGCUGGGCUUAAUACUGUCAACCUAUCAACGCUAAACACGUGGCAGCAGGUCAUUCUGUUUCUGCUCAUUAUUAUGGGCUCGGCUAUCUUUGUGUCCAUUGCCAUAUUGCACGUCAGAAAGCGUGCUUUCGAGAAGAAGUUCGCCGAGCUUAUUGAAAAACGCCGAAGACGUUUACGACGCCCACGCUCGCUGACUUUCUCAUGGUCGAAGCGAAACAAGGGUGCAGCGGAUGAUCAUGAAGCUGCAGUCGCCUCAGGUGCCGUCCGUGGCCGUGCAAUACAGGACCCACCGCAGGAUGUGCAUAUUGCGGAUGAGGCUUCCAUGAAUCCGCCCGAACGGAUCAAGUCAAGGUCGGACGACACAGAAGACGAAGCCCCGGUGGCGUCAGAUAUGACUGAAGUCGGUGACGGCGAUCAAAACAGCCACAUUCGUUUUCCAGAUCAACUGCCGGCUGUCGACCACGGACAUAAUCAAGUGCGAUCUCGUAAUCUAAGUCGUCGCCGCACAAGUUUCUUCGAGGGACGUGGUGUUGGAGCGCGCGCAUUGGACAAUCAUCCUCGUAACACGAGACCGAACGAUUCGCCUUGGUUAAACGAGUCCGCAGUCGAGGACGAAGUCAAGCCGUCAGGCAAUGGUAUAUCCAAACUGGACAAGUAUCUCGACACCGUCAACGGCUAUCUUGGGCGAAACAGUCAAUUUCAUGGUCUCAGUGAAAAAGAACGAAAGAAACUUGGUGGUAUUGAAUACGACGCCAUCUGCUUACUAUCCUGGGUCGUGCCUCUCUAUUUCAUUCUCUUUCAGCUCUUCGGAGCUUUGGGAGUUGGUGCUUGGAUGCAGGUCAAUCGACCUGGGAUGGCGCGAAGAAAUGGUGAGAACCCGUUUUGGACUGGAGCCUUCUUUGCCAUAUCAGCUUUCAAUAACUCUGGGAUGGCAUUACUGGACGCCAAUGCGACUGCACUUCAAACGAGUUACUAUUCUCUCUUGACUCUUAGUCUGCUCAUCUUGGCUGGAAACACUUGCUUCCCCCCGUUCCUGAGGCUCAUUCUCUGGACGAUGAAGAAGUUUAUUCCAAAGGACUCCCCUUCGCUCGCAUGGCGAACACGCCAACAGACCUUGGAAUUCUGUCUUGACCACCCUCGGCGAGUUUACACCAACUUAUUCCCAAGCGCACAAAAUUGGUGGUUGGUCUUCUCUCUGGUCAUGCUGAAUGGCAUUGACUGGGUUGCAUUCGAACUGCUGAAUAUCGGAAACCCAACGACGGAUGCGAUCGCACCCCAUUACAGGGCCUUGGACGGCCUAUUCCAAGCCUUUGCAGUGAGGAGUGGAGGCUUCUACGUCGUGAACAUAGCCGGACUUCGCUCGGGUCUUCUUGUCCUAUAUGUGAUCAUGAUGUAUAUUUCGGCUUUUCCAAUUGCAUUGACAAUCCGAAACACCAACGUCUACGAAGAACGCUCGUUGGGUAUCUAUGCCGAGGAUAUCGCAGAGCAAGAGAAGGAAAAAGAAGAAGUUGCAGAGAAGAGCCAAAACGGCGGAGAUGCGAAUGGGCAGCCUGGGCGCAAGUUCCUCUCGGGCCUCGGACGGACUCUGACGAUGACCCAUGGACAAGCGAAAGCUCCCAAAAACUCUUCCUGGACUCGUCAGGAUUUCCUCCGGCAGCAACUCCGUGGUCAGCUCGGCCAUGAUCUCUGGUGGCUUGUCCUGGCCAUUUUCAUGAUUACCGCCAUUGAGACAGGACAGUUUGAACGGGAUCCUGUGGUCUUCUCGACCUUCAAUAUCAUCUUUGAGGUGGUUUCUGCUUAUGGCUGUGUUGGAAUAUCUACCGGCGUGCCGUGGAAUGCGUACUCAUUUUCUGGAGCGUGGCAUACGGCCAGCAAGCUGGUGUUGUGUGCGGUGAUGCUUCGUGGCAGGCAUCGAGGACUCCCUGUGAGCAUCGAUCGAGCCAUCUUACUGCCGGACGAGACCCUAGCUUGGGCGGAGGAAGAGGACGCAACAAAGCGUAGAGGAAGUUUUGGCAAUGCGACGACGGCACCGAGAACAAGCAGAGAAGGGCUACGACGGCCUAGGACUGCGGACUCUGGUACUCCUGGACCCAGUUUCGCUAAUAGCGGUCCCGGACACAUGGUCUAGCCGGGUUUGACCUGCAUUCAUCGUGCCUCGCAAGCAUCAGUCAUCGAGUUCAGUCUUACGCAGGAUUGCUUUGUCACAUACUAGUAACCUUUUGGAGCGA